Messenger RNA from Coccinella septempunctata (seven-spotted ladybird), 1335 nucleotides. It is a transcript of the gene Rpn10, whose product is annotated as 26S proteasome non-ATPase regulatory subunit 4. The transcript is spliced from 2 exons. Gene Ontology annotation, molecular function: polyubiquitin modification-dependent protein binding. Gene Ontology annotation, cellular component: proteasome regulatory particle, base subcomplex; nucleus; cytosol. Gene Ontology annotation, biological process: proteasome-mediated ubiquitin-dependent protein catabolic process. Lineage: Eukaryota; Metazoa; Arthropoda; Insecta; Coleoptera; Coccinellidae. The coding region runs from base 115 to 1248 and encodes 377 amino acids. The record is from RefSeq and is a predicted model, not a curated record.
GAAAUGUCAAUACAAAAAAGUAAACGUCAAAGCAUUUUCAAGUGAUUUGCAAUUUCUUGCAGUGAAAGAAUUAAUAAAUAAACCGUAUUGGAAAGAAUACUUAUCCUUUAAAAAAUGGUGUUAGAAAGUACAGUUAUUUGUGUAGAUAACAGUGAUUAUAUGAGAAAUGGUGACUAUUUGCCAACUCGUCUUCAAGCCCAACAAGAUGCUGUAAACCUAGUAUGCCAUUCUAAAACUAGAUCUAAUCCUGAAAAUAAUGUUGCUUUAUUAACCCUCGCCAAAGUAGAAGUACUGGUUACUCUUACUAGCGAUGUGGGACGAAUUUUAUCGAAACUCCAUCAAGUCCAACCUGAUGGUGACAUCAACUUGCAUACAGGUAUCAGAAUUGCUCAUUUAGCACUGAAACAUCGACAAGGCAAAAAUCACAAAAUGAGAAUAGUUGCCUUUGUUGGAAGCCCAAUUGCUACCGAAGAAAAGGAAUUUGUUAAGUUAGCAAAGAAAUUGAAGAAAGAAAAGGUAAAUGUUGACAUAGUGAACUUCGGAGAGGAAGCAACUAAUACAGAAAUCUUGUCAACCUUUAUCAAUACAUUAAAUGGAAGAGAUGGUAGCGGAAGUCACCUAGUAACAAUCCCUCCAGGUCCUCAUUUAUCCGACGCUCUUAUCUCCUCUCCAAUUAUACAAGGGGAAGAUGGAACUGGUGGAGCAGGCCUUGGAACUUCUGGUUUUGAAUUUGGUGUUGAUCCUAAUGAAGACCCAGAGUUAGCAUUAGCUCUCAGGGUUUCUAUGGAAGAACAAAGGCAAAGACAAGAAGAGGAAGCUAGAAAAGCCAGAGAGGCUUCUUCUUCAGACUCUGAAGCUAAGGUUCCAGAGAUCAAAGAAGAAAACAGUGAUGAAGCCAUGUUGGAACGAGCUCUAGCAAUGUCUAUGGAACAAAGUGAACCAGAACCUAAAGUACCAUCAGCUGUAGAUUUUGCCAACAUGACUGAAGAUGAACAGAUUGCUUUCGCUAUGCAAAUGUCAAUGCAGGAUACCCAAGAAUCAUCAACUUCAGCUGUAAAGAAGGAGGAACCCAUGGAAGUGGAGACAGACGAUGAUUACUCUGAAGUUAUGAACGAUCCUGCAUUCUUACAGAGUGUUUUAGAGAAUUUACCUGGUGUAGAUCCCCAAUCCGAAGCAGUUCGUCAAGCGGUCGGCAAUUUGAAGGAUAAUAAGAAAAAGGAUGAGAAAGAUGACAAAUCCAAGAAGUAAUUUUUUAUUUUUAUUCAACAUAUUAUAAUUUAGCUUGCUUCAAGAAGUUAUGUGGAGUUUCAUAUAAAUAAAACAAGAAAUUUGAUA